Heterocephalus glaber (naked mole-rat) is the source of this 2232-nucleotide messenger RNA. RefSeq names its product aldehyde dehydrogenase 1 family member A2 (gene Aldh1a2). The record is from RefSeq and is a predicted model, not a curated record. Lineage: Eukaryota; Metazoa; Chordata; Mammalia; Rodentia; Bathyergidae. Gene Ontology annotation, molecular function: oxidoreductase activity, acting on the aldehyde or oxo group of donors, NAD or NADP as acceptor.
CCCGCCGCCGCGCCAUGACCUCCAGCCACAUUGCGACGCCGGGCGGGCGCGCCGCAGAUCCCGCGGCGCUGGUGGCGGCGCUGCACCUCCUGCCGGCGCCCACGCCCAACCUGGAGAUCAAGUACACCAAGAUCUUCAUUAACAAUGAGUGGCAGAACUCAGAGAGUGGGCGAGUGUUCCCAGUCUAUAACCCAGCCACGGGAGAACAAGUGUGUGAAGUUGAAGAAGCAGACAAGGCAGACAUAGACAAAGCCGUGCAGGCAGCCCGCUUGGCCUUCUCUCUUGGUUCAGUGUGGAGAAGGAUGGAUGCAUCGGAGAGAGGACGUCUUCUGGACAAGCUGGCAGACUUGGUGGAGCGAGACCGAGCAAUUCUUGCAACCAUGGAGUCCCUAAAUGGUGGCAAACCAUUCCUCCAAGCUUUUUAUGUGGAUUUGCAAGGCGUCAUCAAAACACUUCGGUAUUACGCUGGCUGGGCUGAUAAAAUUCAUGGAAUGACCAUUCCUGUAGAUGGAGAUUACUUCACCUUCACAAGACAUGAGCCCAUUGGGGUGUGCGGACAGAUCAUCCCGUGGAACUUUCCCCUGCUGAUGUUCACCUGGAAGAUCGCCCCGGCUCUGUGCUGCGGCAACACCGUGGUGAUUAAGCCGGCGGAGCAGACUCCGCUCAGCGCGCUCUACAUGGGGGCCCUGAUCAAAGAGGCUGGCUUUCCACCUGGAGUGAUCAAUAUUCUGCCAGGGUAUGGGCCCACAGCUGGCGCAGCGAUUGCUUCUCACAUUGGCAUAGACAAGAUUGCAUUUACGGGCUCCACAGAGGUUGGAAAGCUUAUCCAAGAAGCAGCUGGAAGAAGUAAUUUGAAGAGAGUAACUCUGGAACUUGGAGGAAAAAGUCCCAAUAUUAUUUUUGCAGAUGCAGAUUUGGACUAUGCUGUGGAGCAGGCACACCAGGGCGUGUUCUUCAACCAAGGCCAGUGCUGCACUGCGGGCUCGCGCAUCUUCGUGGAGGAAUCCAUCUAUGAGGAAUUCGUAAGGAGGAGCGUGGAGCGGGCCAAGAGACGCAUAGUGGGGAGUCCCUUUGACCCCACUACCGAGCAGGGUCCUCAGAUUGAUAAGAAACAGUACAACAAGAUCCUGGAGCUCAUCCAGAGCGGAGUGGCCGAGGGCGCCAAGCUGGAAUGUGGAGGCAAAGGACUGGGCCGGAAGGGGUUUUUUAUUGAGCCCACCGUGUUUUCCAAUGUCACCGAUGACAUGCGGAUUGCCAAGGAGGAGAUCUUUGGUCCUGUUCAGGAAAUUCUGAGGUUUAAGACUAUGGACGAAGUUAUUGAAAGAGCCAACAACUCAGACUUCGGACUUGUAGCAGCUGUCUUUACUAAUGAUAUCAACAAGGCCCUCACAGUUUCUUCUGCAAUGCAGGCUGGGACUGUAUGGAUCAACUGUUACAAUGCCUUAAAUGCCCAGAGUCCCUUUGGGGGGUUCAAGAUGUCUGGAAAUGGGAGAGAAAUGGGAGAGUUCGGUUUGCGAGAGUACUCGGAAGUUAAGACAGUCACUGUCAAGAUCCCUCAGAAGAACUCUUAAGAAGACCCAGGAGGAAGAGUUCCCGAGCCGAGAGUGCCAGUGCCCCACUGGAGCUCCUCUGCGUGCCUGGUGGUUCGUCCAUGCACCACUCUGGCCUCCCAGCCAGCAAGCCUCGGCCUGCAGAGGAGGAGGCGUGAAGCAGGACUGCCUCCCUUUCCUCCAAACUCACCAUCCUCCCCUCUUUCCACUGAGCCCCCCAGCUUAGUGGGGACCAUGUUAGCUUCCUUUUCUCCUCUUUUCAGCUGCCAGAUCCAAGCCAAUCUCUAACCUAGAUGAAGGGCAUUUAUUUAAAAGUAUCAAACAUAACCUAGUGAAUGUGGAACACAUAUAUAGCCUUCUGUAUUUAACAGUUUCUGCUUUCUAACCAUACCUGUUUUCUAUUUAUAACCCUUGUUUGUUUGUGAUGUUUCAAAGAACUCUCUCCUUGCUGUUAUUUACAAAUGACAGUGCGGUCCGCAGCCCAGUGCCCCUACAGAAGCUGGCUUUCUGAGUCCUUCCAUCGAAUGCUCUGCUCUUCUCCCGUAGUGCAUCGAAGCGAACAUACCCAUUAACCAACUAGUUACCUUUGAACUGCGAUAUAGAAUGUGAAAAUGAAGAUUUAUUUCUUUUAAUUUACUUAAGAAGAAACCUGUGGUAGCAAUAAAGCCUUUAUAUUGUGUAC